This is a messenger RNA of Xiphophorus hellerii (green swordtail), 3879 nucleotides long. Its product is annotated as tripartite motif-containing protein 16-like. Gene Ontology annotation, molecular function: zinc ion binding; protein binding. Lineage: Eukaryota; Metazoa; Chordata; Actinopteri; Cyprinodontiformes; Poeciliidae. The record is from RefSeq and is a predicted model, not a curated record. Bases 2061 to 3746 code for a protein of 561 amino acids. The transcript is spliced from 2 exons.
CGACUAACCAACAUCACUUACCCCACUGGCAGAGUAAGCAGCUACCGCACAGAAGCCGACAGUUCGGUCCGCAUCCAGACAGAGGGCUCCAGUAGAGAGGAUAUCACAGUCACCACCAACUUGUCUGCCUCUGGCAACUUCUACACACUUUUGCAAGGAAUCCCCACGAGAAGUUCAUUACAGUAAUCAAGUCUGGAGAGGACGAAGGCAUGAACAAACUUCUCUACAUCUGCAGGUUAAAGACUUCUGGGAAGAUCAAAGGAGAAAACACAACAGGCCUCAGUGAAGGAAAUAGUUCAUACUGAGUCCUGCUGGUGCAAAAUCUGAAAAAGACUCCAACUUGCACCAACUGCUUCAGGUUUCUCCUAACCCUAAACCUGCCAUCGUCAUGAUGAGGUGAUGAAGAUCCUCCGUCGUACUGAUCAUCAGUGUAUCUGUUAUUUCUGCACUAUGGCUGAAUUUAAAGGUCAUGAACCAGUCAAAGCUACAGCAGAACCAGAACCCAGAAUAUCUAAGGAAAUGUUUGAAAAUGAAAAAUUUAUCAUCAACCAAAGUACGGAAAAAAUAUCUGUUUACAUCUGCGGGGGUGGGUGCAUUUACAUCCUAAACAAAAACCUUUGUUUACAUCCUAAACAAAAACUUUUGUUUAGGAUGUAAACAAAGUACUUUACAUCCUAAAAUACAAAAGCCUACUUUUGUUUAUUUGCUGGCUGGUGAUUUUCCCAUAAGCUAAAGUUACAUUUGACUAGAUGACUAAAUAAAGAUAACAAAAAUAAACAGACUUUCAAACAACUAAGUGUCACUGAAAUGUUUCUCAAAAAGACAAGAAACAAAACAAAUAUUGUCGCUUCACCUACUACUGCUUAGGAACUGACCGUCAGGUGCAAUGCUGCAUUUUCUAUAUGCCGAGUGCAUCGCACGCAUGUGUCCCAUAUUUAUGUGGGUCAGGUGCAUCGUGUUGGUUUUGUGCACCACACGCAUGAUGUGCUUUGGGGAAUGUGGUUGCGUUCAUGUUGAUCAGGUGCGCUGGCGGCUUUUGUUCGUGUCCUCCCAUAAUAUCCUGCAGGCUUCUCCGGCCUCACACACUCUUCCUCUGUUUCUCUUUCAUCGCCACUCAUAAUGUCACUUUGGUCUUGAGCUUGUUAUCCUUUUCAUCACGCAGAGGUCCAGACUUUUGAAACCCACUGAAAAAAGCCAUAUAUUAACUGCAUCCUUCUGGUCAAAAAGGGAGAAAAUCGUAGCGACUGAAAACUACAGUUUUAUGUUUCUUUAUUAGUGGAUUUCUAGAACAGUCUAGAAUUUAUUUAUUGUGUAUAAUUUCCUAAAUGUUCUGUCUAUAAUCUUUGCUUAACUGCCUCAUUUGUAAUUUGACCUUGCAAUGGAUUCUCUGUCUCGGAUAAUUUCAAUCUACUCUGCAAAUAAAAAUCUUAUAAAUUGUUUCUUAGUGACUUAAUGGGUUGAAGAACUCGUAUUUCUUUAAUUAAAAUAGAAAAGGGAGAGCCUUAAGAUAAGCCCAUAAUCAAAUUAAAGUUGAAGUUUAUACGUUUGUGUUUCCUAUAGAAAACCAACCAGUUUAGCAGGUUAAAAACAUCAUGACACGUAUUUCAAGCAUGAAAUCUGUGUUGUUUGCCUUCCUCAGGCAACACAGAUAAAAGUGUCCAAAACCUUUUCAAUACUUCAUUAGAUCAGACCCCAAGUUACCCAAAGAAAUGAGGUAAAUAUGUUUAACAGUCAAGUAUUAAGAUUGCAGAUGAAGCAUACACUGAUUGGCACCAGUGUAUGCUAAUGUUGCAGAUUUAAAAUGAUCUUUCACCUGGAUUGAAAUAUGGCAUGACACCACUCCCAUUUUGAAAAAAAGGCAGUUUAACAGUUUAUUUCCUGGUUCUUUCAUUUAAACCUCAGACACAGUCCAACCGACUGCAUUGUGAAGUUGAGGUUGCAGCAGGUUGACAAAUCAACCUGCUGGAGUUCAGUGAGAAAGACAAAUUCUGGUUUGGUUUAUUUUACAGCACAUCUAUUUGCAAAACAGGAAAGGAUUACUACCGACGUUCAAAGGUGAAAUGGCACAGAGACGAAAUCAGACAGCGUCAGCUAAAUACUCCUGUUCCAUCUGUUUGGAUCAACUGAAGGAUCCAGUGACUAUUCCCUGUGGACACAGCUACUGUAUGAACUGUAUUAAAUGCCACUGGGAUGGAGAAGAUCAAAGGAAAAUUCACAGCUGCCCUAAGUGCAGGAAAGAGUUCAUACCAAGGCCUGUCCUGGAGAAAAACAUCAUGUUAGCUGAUUUGGUGGAGGAUCUGAAGAAGACUGGACUCCAAGCUGCUCCAGCUGAUCACUGCUAUGCUGGACCUAAAGAUGUGGCCUGUGAUUUCUGCAGUGGGAGGAAGAGGAAAGCUGUCAAAUCCUGUCUGGUCUGUUUGGUUUCUUAUUGCCAAAAGCACCUUCAACCUCAUUAUGAAUCACCUACAUUUAAAAAACAUAAUCUGGUUGAAGCGUCUACUAAACUUCUGCAGAAUAUCUGCUCUCGUCAUGAUGAGGUGAUGAAGAUCUUCUGUCGUACUGAUCAGCAGUGUAUCUGUUAUCUCUGCACUAUGGAUGAACAUAAAGGCCAUGAAACAGUCCCAGCAGCAACAGAAAGAGCUGAGAAACAGAAGGAGCUCCAGGAGAGUCGACAACAAAUCCAUCAGAGAAUCCAGGACCAAGAGAAAGAUGUGAAGCUGCUUCAACAGGAGGUGGAGGCCAUCAAUGUCUCUGCUGAUAAAGCAGUGGAGGACAGUGAGAAGAUCUUCACUGAGCUGAUCCGUCUCCUCCAGGAAAGAAGCUCUGAUGUGAAGCAGCAGAUCAGAUCCCAGCAGGAAACUGAAGUGAGUCGAGUCAAAGAUGUUCAGGAGAAACUGGAGCAGGAGAUCACUGAGCUGAAGAGGAAAGACGCUGAGCUGGAGCAGCUCUCACACACAGAGGAUCACAACCAGUUUCUCCUCAACUACCCCUCACUGCCAGCACUCAGUGAGUCUACACACUCAUCUAGCAUCAACAUCCGUCCUCUGAGACACUUUAAGGACGUGACAGCAGCUGUGUCAGAGCUCAGAGACAUAAUGCAGGACGUCCUGAGAGACACAUGGACAAACAUUUUACUGAAGGUCACUAAAGUGGAUGUUAUAUUGUCAGAACCAGAACCAAAGAACAGAGCUGAAUUCUUAAAAUAUUCACAAAAAGUCACUCUGGAUCCAAACACAGCACACAGGAAGCUGUUUUUAUCAGAUGGAAAUAGAAAAGUAACAUCAAAACUUCCCUCAUCUUCUGUAUUGCGGUAUCAUUUCAGUGAUCCAGACAGAUUCACUGAUUAUAAUCAGGUUCUGAGUAGAGAGAGUCUGACUGGACAUUGUUAUUGGGAGGUGGAGAGGAGAGGAGGAAGAGUUGCUGUAGCAGUUUCAUACAAGAACAUCAGCAGAGAAGGAAGGUCAGAUAAGUGUGCAUUUGGAUUUAAUAACAAAUCUUGGUCAUUAUAUUGCAACAGAAACAUUUACACUUUUUAUCACAACAAUAUUGAAACUCCAGUAUCAGGUCCAGUUUCCUCCAGACUAGGAGUGUUCCUGGAUCACAGAGCAGGUAUUCUGUCUUUCUACAGCAUCUCUAAAACCAUGACUCUCCUCCACAGAGUCCAAACCAGAUUCACUCAGCCGCUACAUGCUGGGAUCCGGCUGUUUGAUGAGGCAGAUUUUGCUGAGUUCAUUAAAGUCAAAUAGAGUCAGAACAGCAUAAAUGAACCAGUGACAUACUCACACCUAGGGAGUGCGGGAGGAAGCCGGAGUACCCAAAGAGAACUCACGCAUGCACAGGGAGAACAUGGAAAAUCCAUGCAGAAAGACCCUGGGGCGG